Cladophialophora carrionii CBS 160.54 is the source of this 1668-nucleotide messenger RNA. RefSeq lists its product as uncharacterized. Lineage: Eukaryota; Fungi; Ascomycota; Eurotiomycetes; Chaetothyriales; Herpotrichiellaceae. The record is from RefSeq and is a predicted model, not a curated record. The transcript is spliced from 2 exons. Bases 1 to 1668 code for a protein of 555 amino acids.
AUGGAUCGCUACCGGGGCUCUCGCCGAUCGCCUGCGCCUCGAGACAGACCUACCCGUGAUCCUGACGUCUUCGCCAUCGGUUCCGGUGAAAGCUACAGACCUGGAGGUGAGAAUUCAUACCGACCUUCACCUCGCGACCGAGACCGUUUCGGUGCAGACUCAUGGACGGCCGAAAGAAGAGAUGGACGACGGGAUGAUCGAAGAGAAGAAAGAAGAGAAGACAUUGACUCCUAUGUUCCACUCACGAGCUCACGAGCAGCACGCCCGCGAAGUCGCUCUCCAGCCUUUCGUCGACGAUCACGGACCCCUCCUAACAGAAGAGAGGACUUGUUCGCCAACAGAAGAUCACCACCCCGUCGCUACUCUCCAAGAAGGUCACCACCACCCAGAAGGAGGUCUCGAUCGCCCCCUGGCGGCAGGGCUCGCAGUCCGCCUGAUCCUAAGAGGUUCCGAGACUUCUCAUCUGAGCCCAGCCGACGGUCGCCAAAGCGCGAACGACGAUUUUCUCCAGACCGGAGCCGGGAUCCGCGUGACAGAUCACCUCUGGGAGACCCGGGAAGGGCAGGAGAAAGCUACAGACCACGAUCUCGAACUCCGCCGCGUAGGAGACCGCAGAAUGACACCUGGAUGAGAAGAUCUCCUUCACCAAGAGACUCCGGUGCAGCAUCACACAAUACCUCACGACGAUCAUCUCCUCCCAUGCACCCAGACAGAGCGAGUUUGGCAGGUUCCGUGACGAGAUCACCUGCACCGCCAGCCAACCGGAGCCAAUAUGAUAGGGCAGAAUCAGCCGCCGGCAGCUAUCGUGACCGAUCUCCCCCACCACCCACACCCGUGGACCCCAUACGGGAUCGAGACAUGAGCAUGCCGCGCGAGGAUGUCCACAUGAACGGCACCAACGAGCCCCGGCGGCCUCCGUCAGGUCCCAGCAGUCAUCGGAAUGGCAAUUACGAGAGACCGCCGCCUACAGGCCCGUCCCGAAGUUUCAGCCAGCCCGUUCAAUCACCACCAACUGGUCCCGCAGCGUCAAUGUCAAUGUCCGCUCAUAACAGGGGUGGUGGCGCGUCCACGCUGAGAGCUCCUUCUGGACCUCGCGGCUCAGUUGGUAGAUUCGACGGUCCACCGCCCCGCGAUUUCCCAGGUCCACGUGGUCGAGGCGGUUUGCCCUAUCGAGGCCCAGCACCCCACGGACCUCGAGGCGGAGGCUACGGGCGCGGUGACUUCGGCGGAUCCAGUGCUCGAGGCGACUAUGGAGGGACCCCCUACCGUGGUGGGGGCUUCGGACGUGGGGGCAACGGUGGAGGAGGUGGUGAGCCCUCAUUCCCAUACCGCGGGAACAACAGCUCGAGCACGACCUAUCCACGCACACAGCGCUUCAACACGGUCCAACAACAUCUGGCCACGAACGAGAAGAUCGUCCCGGGCGGCAAACUCCUCCCCUCGGGUCUUCCCCCUGACCAGGAAAAACGGAUCAAGAUGCUCGAAGCCGAGAGCGAGCGCAUGCGCGCCGAGAUCUCAGAGAAACAAAAACUCAAGCGAGAAGUCCUGAAUGAAUGGGAAGUCAGAGAAAGGGAGAGCGAGAGGGAGGCCCUGCGGAGCGAACUUGCUGAGCAGCAUCUCCAGCAGCUGAUGGAGAGCGAGGAUGGAAUCGGAAGAGCUGCGUUCUAG